Molecule: messenger RNA, 689 nt
Organism: Aspergillus pseudotamarii
Lineage: Eukaryota; Fungi; Ascomycota; Eurotiomycetes; Eurotiales; Aspergillaceae
Exons: 2
Coding region: 32-460 (142 amino acids)
Source: RefSeq, a predicted model, not a curated record
CGACUACAUCUAACCUACAUGAUCGUCCUUUAUGGCUCUUGUUGCUUUCAAAAAAGGAUUACUGUUGAACAUGCAUAUCAUACGUCGAUUAUAUCUGACACCAAGGUGCCGCCAGAUCAAAUCCACUUCCUCAAACUCUAGCGCUUCGAUCACCACAUCGAUUCACCGUUAUGCUAGCUCCAAAGAUAGAACAACUCAGAAUGGAGAAUCAAACAGUAAUGACUUGGUCGAAGAUAAAGUAAUUGAGAAAGACGUCAAAAACCAAGGAUCCUUAUCUAAAAACCCUUCACAUCAGACGUCCGCAGAACCCAAAAGCACAGAAGGACAGCAGAAAUACUAUAGCCUUAAGAAUUAUCGAGAGGGGCCUAACACCGAAAGUGGUGAAUUAGGCAGUAAACGUGAUGAGGAAGGAGUUAAAGCACAUAAUAAGGAUAUGAAAGAUAGGCAUGACAGGUAUUAGUUCUUGUCACAGUGAGACUCAAGGGUACUUACAAGAUCCGACCGGGUAAUGAUUUACAUCAUUGAGAGCCCUGGCCGUAAGGAUGAAAUAUAUUAUUCUUAUCUUGCAAUCGUAACUUUAGCAAUUCUAAAUGCAGUCCAGAAGAAUGCAUAAGGAGAUGUGAGCAAGAUGUACUUAAAAUGUGCACUGAGUAUCAGAAAGAUAACAACAAUCGCAACUAUAAUUAUUU